AUGAGCUCCUGCGCCGACGUCGCCAAGGACCCCGAGGCCCCGUGGCCGCCCGCGCCGCGCUCCUGCGCCCGCCGCCGGCUCUGGCAGGUCCUGGGCGCCGCGGGGCUGCUGCUGGCGGCCGUCGCCCUGGGCGCGGGGAUCGGGCUAGCGGUCGGCAAAGCCGCCGCGUCCGGCCCGGGGAGCCCCGGGGGCCUCCUCAACACCCUGACGGGAUCCACCGAGGAGCCGCAGGACCCGGCGCCGAUUGUGACCCCGACGGCCAGGCUGCUGGCCCAAGACGUGAUCUUGAAAAAUGGGACCCUGAGCUGGUACAGCGAGAAGGGGAUGGCGGAUGUGCUCCUGCUCCCCGGCCUGACCUAUGACAAGCGCAGGAAGGAGCUGGUGGUGGCGAAGGCUGGACGCUACCAGGUCUGCCUGUACCUGGAACUGAGUCACAUACUGCCGGACUCCCGGGUCUCUGGGAGGGUCUCACUGGCCCUGCACCUGGAGCCACCCCAAAUUGGGGUCACUGCCCAAAGUGUGGCUGUGAAGCUGAAGCCCUCCUCCCCCAACGCAGUCGGAGAUUAUCACUGCCAGUGGCUGCAGAUGCCUGACAAUCAGCGACUCAGUGUCCACCUCAGCGCCUAUCUGCCUACUGAGGCCGGCGAGUACCAGGCCUGGCAGCUAGCCCAGACUGCCACCAAGCUAGAGCUCUUCCAGAUGGCCGUCGAAGUCCCAGACUGACUCCCUUCCGCAUGAUGCCUGUUGUGGUACUGCUCGCCUGUCCUUCCUUUCUUGUGGCCUCUGGUGCUAGGACAGGGUGCUCUACCUCAUGGGUUGGGCAGAGGUCCCUACACUGACCUCUCCUCUCCAGGACUCUCCCCACCCCCACGUAUUUAUUCUCAGAAAGUCUACUUUAUAAUAAUACAUUGUAUUGCACUUAUAUUUAUUGAGCACUUACCGUGUGCCAGGAAGGUGCUACAAAACCAUCAGAGAAAACAGACCCCAAGUAAAGUUUUAUUUAUGUUAAUAUGGGAGAUGUGUAUCCUCCCACCCCCAUUGUGGAUCUAAACUUUUCUCUAGAAAAUGUGCACCUGGCA
Octodon degus (degu) is the source of this 1079-nucleotide messenger RNA. RefSeq names its product TNF superfamily member 9 (gene Tnfsf9). Gene Ontology annotation, molecular function: tumor necrosis factor receptor binding. The record is from RefSeq and is a predicted model, not a curated record. The transcript has 3 exons. The coding region runs from base 1 to 723 and encodes 240 amino acids. Gene Ontology annotation, biological process: positive regulation of cytotoxic T cell differentiation; immune response; positive regulation of activated T cell proliferation. Lineage: Eukaryota; Metazoa; Chordata; Mammalia; Rodentia; Octodontidae. Gene Ontology annotation, cellular component: plasma membrane.